AAGUUUUUUCAGGCCUGAAGAUUUUUACAUUGGAGGAGCCUUGAGGGUUUGGUCUGAUGUAGUGGGGGCUUCCCUCAGAAGUGGCGGCCAGUUGUGUCUGAGCCACAGAAGCUCUUCUGAGACUGUGUUAGCGCCCGCUCCACGUCAGCAAGCUUCUGACCCAGCAGCUCUUCUCAGAGGGCCUGGAGCUGGCUUUGGAGGCCCUCGCCUGCAGUGCACUGACUUUGGGAUGCCCCCUCAGCCUGUCAUCUCAGCACCUGCUGCAGUGGCUGGGUUUCUCCUUGGACCUUAUGGGCUUUGGAUUUGGUAGAAAAUAGCCUUGUAGAAUGUGUUGUCCCUUUUCCAGGGGAAGCAAAGGAUGAGCAGUUCUCCUUGGUUUUCCUAGCAGAACCCAGAGGCACAGGCGCUUGGGCGGUGGCCUGGCUUUCUUCUUGCUGAAAGGAAUGUACCAGAGUGUUCCUGUGAGGUGGCUGUGGGAUUCUCUUCCCUACUUCAGUCUUGGGAACCUGCACCCAGGCCUGGGGCCAUCUGCAGUCACCUUUGUGGCUGUCACUCAGUGCAUCCUGCGUUGGCAGGUCAAUGGGGUGCCAGUUCUGAGCAGAGACCUUAGGAGACAUGGUCGGUUUCCUCCAGCCCUCUUGAGCUCCUGGCAUCUGCCAUGAAAACAGCAUGCACCAGGGAGGGGCUGCCCCUUGAGCCUGAGUCUCAGAAUGAGAGCACCUGCACCCAUCGCUGCAUCUGGGAGUGGAGCCACAGCAGUCAGUCCCAAGGCGGUUUUGAAGCUAGGAGAAGUCCAAAAUCGAGGCAUCUGGUGCUGCCAGCGAUCCUUGCAGUUCCUUGGUGUGAUGGGCAGGUAACGGAGAAGACCUUCGCCUCCUCGCCAGGGAGUCAGAAUGACCGAGUGCUUCCUGCCCCCCACCAGCAGCCCCAGCGAGCACCGCAGGGUGGAGCCCGGCAGCGGUCUCACCCGGACCCCCAGCUCUGAGGAGAUCAGCCCGACCAAGUUCCCUGGGUUGUACCGCACUGGCGAGCCCUCACCUCCCCAUGACAGCCUCCACGAGCCUCCUGACCUAGUGUCUGAUGAUGAGAAAGACCAUGGGAAGAAGAAGGGAAAAUUUAAGAAAAAGGAAAAAAGGACGGAAGGCUAUGCUGCCUUUCAGGAAGAUAGCUCUGGAGAUGAAGCCGAAAGUCCUUCCAAAAUGAAGAGGUCUAAGGGAAUCCAUGUCUUUAAGAAGCCCAGCUUUUCUAAAAAGAAGGAGAAGGAUUUUAAAAUAAAAGAGAAACCCAAAGAAGAAAAACAUAAAGAAGAAAAGCACAAAGAAGAAAAACAUAAAGAGAAGAAGUCAAAAGACUUGACAGCAGCCGAUGUUGUUAAACAGUGGAAAGAAAAGAAGAAAAAGAAAAAGCCAAUUCAGGAGCCAGAGGUGCCUCAGGUUGACGUUCCGAAUUUCAGACCCAUUUUUGGAAUUCCGCUGGCUGAUGCAGCAGAGAAGACGAUGAUGUAUGAUGGCAUUCGGCUGCCAGCGGUUUUCCGGGAGUGUGUGGAUUACGUUGAGAAGUACGGCAUGAAGUGUGAAGGCAUCUACAGAGUUUCAGGAAUUAAAUCAAAGGUGGAUGAACUAAAAGCAGCGUAUGACCGAGAAGAGUCUCCAAACCUGGAAGAAUAUGAGCCGAACACUGUAGCCAGUUUGCUGAAGCAGUACCUGCGAGACCUCCCGGAGAACUUGCUCACCAAAGAGCUGAUGCCGCGGUUUGAAGAGGCUUGCGGGAGGAGCACGGAGGGCGAGAAGGUGCAGGAGGUCCAGCGCCUGCUGAAGGAGCUGCCCGAGUGCAACCAUCUCCUCAUCUCCUGGCUGAUCGUGCACAUGGACCAUGUCAUUGCCAAGGAGCUGGAAACAAAAAUGAACAUACAGAACAUUUCUAUAGUGCUCAGCCCCACCGUGCAGAUUAGCAAUCGUGUCCUAUAUGUGUUUUUCACACAUGUGCAAGAGCUCUUUGGAAACGUGGUUCUGAAGCAGGUGACAAAGCCUCUUCGCUGGUCUAACAUGGCCACAAUGCCCGCACUGCCUGCCACCCAGGAGAGCAUCAAGGAGGAGAUCAGAAGACAGGAGUUUCUCUUGAAUUGUUUACAUCGAGAUUUGCAGGGUGGAAUAAAGGAUUUAUCUAAAGAAGAAAGAUUAUGGGAAGUACAAAGAAUUUUGACAGCUCUUAAAAGAAAACUGAGAGAAGCUAAAAGACAAGAGUGUGAAACCAAGAUUGCACAAGAGAUAGCCAGUCUUUCAAAAGAGGAUGUUUCCAAAGAAGAAAUGAGUGAAAAUGAAGAAGUUAUAAAUAUUCUCCUUACCCAGGAGAACGAGAUCCUGACGGAGCAGGAGGAGCUCCUCGCCAUGGAGCAGUUCCUGCGCUGGCAGAUCGCUUCCGAGAAAGAAGAGAUAGAGCGUCUGCGAGCCGAGAUUGCCGAAAUUCAGAGCCGUCAGCAGCAUGGUCGAAGUGAAACGGAGGAAUAUUCCUCUGAAAGUGAGAGUGAGAGUGAAGAUGAAGAGGAGCUGCAGAUCAUUCUGGAAGAUUUACAGAGACAGAAUGAAGAGCUGGAAAUAAAAAACAAUCAUUUGAAUCAAGCAAUUCAUGAAGAGCGAGAGGCCAUCAUCGAGCUGCGAGUGCAGCUCCGGCUGCUCCAGAUGCAGCGAGCCAAGUCCGAGCAGCAGUUGCCGGAAGAGGAAGAGCCGGAGAAGCGAGGGGGCGUGGUCCCACCACCCAGGGACAGUGUCCUCGAGACAAAAGCAGCUAAGGAGCAGCCAAAGGCAGCCAAGGAGCAAGUCAAGCCAUCACCAAGCAAAGACAGGAAGGAAACACCAAUCUGAGCAGCCCUGUGGGAUCACCACAGAAUCCUCCAGACCUAAAAAGACCUGUGCAUCUUACUGUAACACUGAGAAUCCCCGUGCACAACUCUCCUGCGGUGUACAGUCUGUGAAAUGUCUUUUAUUCUCAGAGCUCUGCUCUCUCUUACACUAAGGACUUCUACCCGUCAGGCUCAGGUUACAUGGGGGGCAAAGCAUUGCAAGCAUUUGGGGCUUGGAGGGGACAGAUGAGUUUUCCAUAUAAUGUCAGUUUAUUUGAAGAUUAGUUUUCUUUGACUUAACUAUUUUAAAACCCUUGAGUGGCUUCUUUUUAAACCAAAAAUCGUCUUUCUUUGCUUUUUUAUCACAGCAGAAUCAGGAUCUCUUUCUCUCAUUCAAGGGGGAAAAUAACAGAAGUUGAAUACUGUAUACCUGCCUUGUGGGUUGGUCCAUUGUCUCUCCGUCAGGAUUUCUGCUUACCUGGUCACUCUUGCUUGUGCCUUUAUACCUUUUCGGUGCAGAUUAUGUAAUGGAGCCGCCUCCAAUUUCCAACUGGCCAGAAAGGCCCUUACUGGGAGUCACCGUGGCCCACCUUGUCUGUUACAUUUUACACUCUCCACCACAGUCAACACAUCUGUAUCCCCAGCGGCCUUGCACUGCCAACAGAUGGCGCCACGGAAGGUGCCGGGCAGCCCAGUGCAGUGCGCCUGCCCUUCUUCUUGAUCCUGGCUGCCAGGGGUCAGCAGGUGUUGUCCACUGAGUUGGUCAGAGGUGGUGGCCCUGCCCGAGUCCGUCCACACAGAGUCUGUUUCUGUUUCUGUAAGGCAGGAAGGCUUGCGUGGCUCUCUCGGGCUGGGGCAUGCCUUAUCUUGGUGAAUCCACUAAUGGGCUCCCCAGCUGACAGGAUUGAAUAAGAAAAAUAAAUACUGCUUUACCUGGUGAUGACAGCUAGGGCCUCCCCACCUGGUUUUCUGGCUUCAACACGAGUCUAGAUGAUCUGAGGCUUCUGGCAGGCCGGGUCCUGAGGCCGCAGUGCCCCCUGCACCCCAUCAGGAUAGAUGGCAGCCGGAGACGGCUCCCGAGCGCAUGGCUGUGACAUGAACCCCAUCCCCCAAGGUGACGAAAGAGACCCCAAGAGUGCUCUAGCCUCACCUCCUCCCAGUAUUUAUUUUCAGCACCUGUUUGAUGUGGUUUUUUAUCCUCUGCCUAUUGCACUGUUGUGACUUGUUGGCCAUUAUUUGAUUUUUGUACGAAAAAAAGCUUUGUUAUAGAAAUCAGCAUACUAUUUUUUUAAAUCUGGAGAAGAGAUAUUAUGGUGACUGAAAAUAUGGUCAGGUGUCAAAUAUAAAUGUAUAAAGCCUUCUCACUGUCCUGUCAUACUGCAUUCAUUUUAUAUUUGCUGGCAAUAUCAAAGGUUUCUUUUCUGUUGGUGUAAACUCUUAAUUUCUAUCAAGGUGUCUUGGAUUUUUAAAAUUAGUAUUUCAUUGUAAACAUCUCAAUGUUGGUUAACUAAUUUUUUCCGGGACCAUUGUUGAUCAAGCAAAUAAAUUCAACAGCCAUUUGGGGGAAAAAAAGCUGCUGGUUUUCUGUGCAUCCCCUGUGAAAUCAUCAAGGUGGCUGGUAAGGAGGUGGUUUAAGUAGUUCUUUGAAGUCCAAAAAUGUUUUUUUUCAAAUAGCUAGUGGAUCCCUAAGGGGACUGAGACUCGUACCCACAGUGCAUGCUGGGCCCUCCCCCAAAGGAGCCCGGAAACAGGCUGCCGACCGGGUCCGGAGGGGCUGACGCUUACUUAGCAAAGGGAGUUAUUCCAUCUCACCCCUAAGCCAACCAUUAUUCACUGCUGGAUAUUAAAUACCUAUCAU
Molecule: messenger RNA, 4697 nt
Organism: Choloepus didactylus (southern two-toed sloth)
Lineage: Eukaryota; Metazoa; Chordata; Mammalia; Pilosa; Megalonychidae
Gene: RALBP1
Product: ralA binding protein 1
Exons: 10
Coding region: 894-2861 (655 amino acids)
Biological process (GO): positive regulation of GTPase activity; endocytosis; small GTPase-mediated signal transduction
Cellular component (GO): membrane
Molecular function (GO): small GTPase binding; GTPase activator activity
Source: RefSeq, a predicted model, not a curated record